UGAACUUGUCUCUCUCUUUCACUUUUUUUUUUUUGACUAUAUGACAAGAUUAUUUGCCUUUGGUUCCAAUGGAAGUGGACAACUAGGAUUAGGUCACAAGGAAGAUGUGAAUUCACCUCAAGCAUGUAUUGGCAUACCUAAUAAUGAAACUAUCCGAAAGAUAGUUGGUGGAGGCAAUCAUUCAGCGGUACUAACUACAUCAGGACGACUUUUCAUGGCAGGUUCUUCACAACUUGGAUCUCGUCAAGAAAGAGAAUGGCAAAAGGAAACUUUAUCAUCAGAAACAGUAGUGACAGAAAACAAACCAUCCGACCAUGAUUGGACUAUUUAUAGAGAAUUGUAUUCUGAACAUCAAUGGCAUGAUAUAGCUUGUGGUUGGGCAUUUACUAUUCUCGUGGACGUCAAGGGAAACGUCUAUGGUAUAGGUAGCACACAGUUUGGUGAAUUAGGUUUGGUAGAUAAGCAAAAGGAUAGGACUGAUCUGCUUCCCAUUGCACCUGAUCUCUUGAUAAAUAUUGACUCUGUGGCAUGUGGCUGGCGACAUUGUAUAGCUCUGGAUCGUAAUGGCAAGGCAACAAAUAUUUAUGCUCCUACCUUAAUCAGUGAUAUUCCUGAAUCUGUGGCUAGCAUAGCAUGUGGACAUCUUCAUACACUAUUUCUAGGCAAAACAACUGGCAAGGUAUAUGGAUGUGGCUCAAACAAGUAUGGACAAGUGACAUCCAAUACGCAAGAUACGUGUAUCUAUUCGGUAGUACCUUGUAAUGAUCUGUUCAUGGAUGGACUAACUCUGACACAAUCAAGACACUUGACAGCAGGAUGGCAUCAUAGUGCAGUAUUCAUCAAGGAAAGCAAUAAACUAUGGAUGUGGGGAAGAAACGACCAUGGGCAAUUACAGGAUGAAUUACAACACGUAGUAACAGCAACAUCAGGAUCAGAACAUACACUAGCAAUAUUGGAUACUGGUGAAUUAAUGGCGUGGGGCUGGAAUGAACAUGGCAAUUGUACAACAGAUCAGGCUGACGUGACAACACCGAUCAUCAUUUCUCUUCCAUCGAACAAGGUGACUAUGUUAGGAGCUGGUUGCGCUACUUCUUGGGUGGUUUUAUCAUUAGAAUCAUAGUUUUAUUCACUUUAUCAUCGUUCCCCUUCUCUUUUUAGAUUAUCAUAUACCC
This is a messenger RNA of Halteromyces radiatus, 1172 nucleotides long. RefSeq names its product regulator of chromosome condensation 1/beta-lactamase-inhibitor protein II. NCBI's taxonomy places the organism in Eukaryota, Fungi, Mucoromycota, Mucoromycetes, Mucorales, Cunninghamellaceae. The coding region runs from base 41 to 1120 and encodes 359 amino acids. The record is from RefSeq and is a predicted model, not a curated record. The transcript is spliced from 2 exons.